This is a messenger RNA of Cydia amplana, 3583 nucleotides long. Its product is annotated as sialidase-like. The record is from RefSeq and is a predicted model, not a curated record. Gene Ontology annotation, cellular component: cytoplasm. Gene Ontology annotation, molecular function: glycosyltransferase activity. The transcript is spliced from 10 exons. Lineage: Eukaryota; Metazoa; Arthropoda; Insecta; Lepidoptera; Tortricidae. The coding region runs from base 149 to 3184 and encodes 1011 amino acids.
UGUGCAUGCGUGUGUCGGUGACCGGCGCUCCGAGGGGCUCGCGCACGCUUCGGGCAUGCAUUUGCGAGUGCUGCGCGGAGUGCGCGUGUAGUUCGUGAUAUUAGAGGUGACUUAAACUGUCACACGCGAAACUACACCCUGCUUCAAAAUGUCAAAACGAGCAUGGGUGACGCUGGCCACAAACGACUCCUACGGCCUGGGGGCACUGGUCUUGGCACACUCCCUGCGCCGCGUUAAUUCCACGCACUCCACCGUGGUCCUCAUCACACCAUCAGUUACUGAUGCCAUGAGAGAACGUCUCCGCGCAAUAUUCACGGAGGUGGUGACCGUGGAUGUGUUGGACUCGCGCGACGCGGCGCACCUGGCGCUGCUACAGCGGCCCGAGCUGGGCAUCACCUUCACAAAGAUCCACUGCUGGGGGCUCACGCAGUACGAGAAGUGCGUCUUCCUGGACGCUGAUACCCUGGUGGUACAGAACUGCGAUGAGCUGUUCGAGCGGGAAGAGCUCUCUGCGGCCCCUGACGUCGGCUGGCCCGACUGCUUCAACUCUGGCGUGUUUGUCUACAGCCCUUCCACGGCGACCUUCGACGCGCUUAUCAAGUUCGCGCAGGAGCGCGGCAGUUUUGACGGUGGCGACCAAGGGUUGCUGAACUCGUUCUUCUCUGACUGGGCGCGCGGCGACAUCAACAAGCAUCUGCCUUUCCUCUACAACGUCACCUCAGCUGCUUUCUACUCCUACCUGCCGGCACUCAAACACUACGGGCAAGACCUGAAGAUCAUCCACUUCAUCGGCGCGGCGAAGCCGUGGCUGCAGCCGUACAACUUCGAGACGCGCUCCGUGUCCGCGCCCGGCCACCUGCGGGGCCUGCUGCAGGCGUGGUGGGACCUCUUCGUGGGCCAGGUGCACCACCAGCUCGACACUACCAUGGUUGAGGACGUUGAGGUAGAGGCCCCCCCGAUGCCCCCUCCGGACGCCCAACAUUACGAGCCCAGCUUGGACCCGCGAUCUGAAUUCCGGUGGCACCACCCGGACGCACAACUCCAAGACGAAGCGGUAGCAGACAAACCUGACCUCACAGACUUCUACGAUCCCUGGCAGAAUUACAAAGGAAACAUCCCGCCCCAUCCGAACCCGGAAGUGUCGGGUGAUCACAGAGCAGUGAGAGACUACGCGUGGGAAUAUAAAGCACCGGCACACACCGACGCGUGGCAGCCGCCCGCCGGCUACCAGCACCACACCCCCUGGCACAACCAACCCCACCACCACACGCACAGCCACCACCAUACAGAUCACUCCCGGGACCACUCUCACACUCACAUCCAUCACACCGACGAACGCCACGGCUGGUACCAUCAACAUGAGGCAGGUCAAUCUUUCACGAAUCACGAAACCCCGCCCCGUCAUCAUAGUGAAAACCACCACAGUGACGGGCAAACUCACGCACAGUAUCCUCAUGAUCAUCACUACGAUCACACGAGCCAUCAUCACCAUGAUCAUAGCCAUUCUGACCAGCCAUACGAAUCAUCUAACUCCCAGUGGAGUAAGGGUUAUGAUCACACGCAAGUAGACACUUCACGGGUUCACAUAGUACAUCACGUUCACAUAGAGUAUGAUAACGAAAGAGGAAACGGGGAAGCCGGUGUGCCGGUGGCGAUAAAAGACAUGAACGGCGAUGCCUCCGAGACCGAAAGUUGUGAUCAUGAGGAUAUAAAACCGAGGCACCCGUACGACAAUUACUAUCUUAAACAUAUAUCCACUAUAGAUUCGUACGGACGAAAGAUCUGUUCCCACGAAAUACCCCCCACCCCGUCGCCGUCUCCAUCGCCAGAGUAUAUGACCCCCGAAGAUUCAGAAGCGGAGGACGAAGCACUCGAAAACCACGCAACUCAAAGCGGAGUGGCGGGGAACCUGGCGCGGGUGGUGCCGGGCGCGGCCGCGCGCGAGGCGCUGGACGAGCUCACGCGCCGCCAGGGCUGGGAGGCCGGCAACAUCGACUACAUGGGCGCAGACUCCUUCGACAACAUCUGGGCCAAGAUCUCGCAGACCCUCAACCAGCCGAGGACGUCCCCGCCCAAGGACCAGCCGAAGCAACCCUCGCCGCCGAAACAGCCCUCGCCUCCCAAAGAGGCGCCGAAGCAGCCCUCGCCUCCCAAGGAGGCCCCGAAACAGCCCUCGCCUCCCAAAGAGGAGCCGAAACAGCCCUCGCCUCCGAAAGAGCCCGCGCCUAAACAACCGUCUCCGCCUAAAGAGGCCCCCGUGGAAGCCCCGGCGGAAGCGAAGCCCACCGAAACACCGGCGGAGGCCAAGCCCGCCGAAGUCCCGGCAGCGGAGCCGGUCGCCGAGGCGGCAGGUAAACCAACUCCCAUAUCUCCCGCGGCAGAGGCCCCCGCGCCCGCCCCCGCGGCUGAAGCGCCCAUAGUUCCCGCAGCGGCGGCCCCCGUUGAAGCGGCGCCGGCGCCGGCCGCCGAGCCUCCCAAAGAGGAGAUCAAAGAGAAGACUGACAAACCCGAAGUUCCGCUUACACCGCCGGCGACGCCAAAGUCUACCCCGGAGCCGUCCACCCCGGUCGCCGAAGCGCCCGCCGUCGCGGAGGCGUUGCUCGCUGCGGCCCCGGCCACCCCUGCGGCCCCUGCAGGCCCCGCGGCCCCCGCGUCGCCGGCCCCGGCGGCGGAGGCCCCCGCAUCGCCGGCCCCGGCGACCCCGGAGAAGACCCUGGACGCGACCUCCGCGUUCAGCGACAGCCCGCCGCUCGCCAACACGCCGUCGAAGGACGACGCGCCCGCAGACCCCGCCGCUAAAUCGGAGGAGCGCGAGCGCAGAAAGAAGGUGGAAAAGCUGCAGUUGAGUCCGCCGGCCGCCGCCGACCCGCUCGCCACGCCCGACUCCGAGCUCGAGGACGCCGCGGCGCUCGCGCAGUCUAUCAUCGCCGCGGAACUCACUCCCACAGACCCUCCCGCACCCACCCCCGCCUCGCCGGUGUCGCUCGCGCAGAUCGGCGUCAAGCCUAAGGGGAAGUCCACUGCUGCACAAAUAGAAUCUUCCGUGACGCCCUCUACCCCGACCACGGCGGAGGCACCUAAGGAUGCCCCCAAAAAGAAGGUCGUAAAGAAAGUCGUCAAGAAGGAGGGCGAUGCCCCGGUGCCGCCGCCGCGCAAGAAGGAAAAGAAACCCAAAGAAAAGUGAGCGCUCGCCACUCGACAGUUCCUCUGUGCCAUAUUUGUAACCUCUCUUUUCUACUUUAAUUGUUACUCUAAGUUUAUUUAAUUUUCGAAUAUGAUUUCAUGUGCCACGUAACCCCCUAUACCAUGUUAGAUAUUAUUGUGUUAACUACUUUCAUCACACAAUCAUAUUUUGUACUUUCUAGUCUAUAUAGCCCAGUCGAGUAUUGGUAAACGCGAAAAUUUGAUAUUUAUUUUGCCUUAUAUUAAUGAUUUACGUGAUGUUUAAAAACCUAAUGUUAUUAAUCAUAUUUGGUUAUUCUUUGGAAUAAAUUGUUAAACCAAAGGAGUUUUAUAUGAGACGUAUUUAUUGAAACGAAAUUAUUGUAAUUUUGUAUGAAAUUAAAGUAUAUUUUGUAUUAAA